Molecule: messenger RNA, 4773 nt
Organism: Calypte anna (Anna's hummingbird)
Lineage: Eukaryota; Metazoa; Chordata; Aves; Apodiformes; Trochilidae
Gene: WRN
Product: WRN RecQ like helicase
Exons: 35
Coding region: 212-4549 (1445 amino acids)
Biological process (GO): DNA replication; double-strand break repair via homologous recombination; telomere maintenance
Cellular component (GO): chromosome; cytoplasm; nucleus
Molecular function (GO): 3'-5' exonuclease activity; 3'-5' DNA helicase activity; ATP binding
Source: RefSeq, a predicted model, not a curated record
GCGCUGCCACCGCGCUGCCGUUCCCAGCUCGCUGCGGGUACCUCCGGGCCGCUCACCCGGCGGUCCGGGCCUUCCCGCCCUGCGGUCCCGGGAGGUGAGGGCGGUGAGGUGAAGCCGCCUCCCUGAGGAGGCUCCUGGUGGGAGGGUGAGCCCUGAAUGCUCGCUUGGAGCCCGCCCGGAGGUGCCAGCAACAGCCUGGAAAACGACUGAAAUGGAUUUGCCAACUCCUGCUCUGCAGAACAAAUACCCCCAGUGGAUGCUGACACAAAGCCAGGAGGCAGCUUGGGGUGAUAAAAAGAACCCAGGUGCUCAGAGGAGCCUCUUGGAGGAUGGGCUGCCCUUCCUCCAGUUCUGUGGCUCCAUCCUUUACAGCUACGAAGCCAGCGACUGCUCCCUCCUCUCAGAAGAUAUCAGGCAGAGUUUAUCAGAGGGGGCUGCUGUUGGGUUUGACAUUGAGUGGCCACCAUCAUAUACCAAAGGAAAAAUGGCAAAAAUAGCUGUGAUCCAGAUCUGUGUAACUGAGGAGAAGUGUUAUUUGUUUCACAUCUCUUCAAUGGCAGGUUUUCCCAAGGGACUCAAAAGACUGCUGGAAGAUGAAACAAUUAAAAAAGUUGGAGUAGGAAUUGAGGGAGAUCAAUGGAAGCUGCUGAGUGACUUUGAAAUCAAACUGAAGAGCUUUGUGGAGCUGGCUGACCUUGCUAAUGAGAAACUGAAGUGUAAGGAGACCUGGAGUCUGAAUGGUCUGGUGAAACACCUCUUUGGCAAGCAGCUCCUGAAGGAUAAGUCUGUCCGCUGCAGUAACUGGGAAACCUUCCCACUCCAGGAGGAGCAGAAACUCUAUGCAGCCACAGAUGCCUAUGCUGGUUUCAUCAUUUACCAAAAACUGAAAAAUAUGAGUAACAGUGACCAGAAAUUGUUUUGUGUAAAAAGAGAUGAGACGUCAGGGGGUGUGAAGGAGCGUUUGGCUUCCCUGGCUGAGGAGAUAACAGACCUGGCUUCUCACAUCCCUCAUUCUUCUGGACACCUUGAAAACGUGCAGAGGGCUGCAGAUAUACUUGCUGAAAUAGCAGAGAAUGUAAAUGCCCUAAGAAGCCUGCUGUUUGGUUCAGGUUCCCCUUCUGGUCUGGAGAGAAGCUGUCCAACAAAUCUUGAAGCAGAGUCAGCAAAUGUUGAAGCACAAAAGGUUGAAGUGCCUGAAUUUGCUAAACAGCUUGAAGGUGACUUCAACACCUGCUCUGAUGCUACACUAGCUGGCCUCUGGGAGGGAGAUGGUAAUGAGGAGGCAGAGAGAGAAAACUCUGCUAUGGAAGAUGGGGCUGCUGCAGGCAGCUCUGAGGACAAAGCUGACAGAGGUGGCUUCAUGUCCCUGGACAUCACUGAGCAAGAACUUGAGAUCUUGGAACGUCAGGCUGCAAAAGAGCUGGACUAUGAAGCAGUGCCUGAGGAGUCAUCCUCAGAUAAUGAACAGAAUAUUUCCUCUGUCAUUGAAAGUGAUGAAGAACUGGAAAUGGAGAUGAUUAAAUCUUUAGAAUCUGUGGAUUAUUCCAAAGGAGUUUUAACAGAAAAAGAGCCCAACCAAGCCAGGAAAACUGAUGAAGAUUUGAACAUUAUGCUGGAUGGUGAUGAAGAUGAAGGUGUUGAGGAAGAAGAGGAGGAGUGUUUGGAUUCCUUGCUGCCAGAACCUAGUGAAAGCCACGUCACAUCUCUGAAGACUUAUUUUGGGCAUCCUUCUUUUAAACUGGUCCAGUGGAAAGUGAUCCAUUCAGUUUUAGAAGACAGAAGAGAUAAUCUUGUUGUCAUGGCAACUGGCUAUGGAAAGAGCUUGUGCUACCAGUUCCCUCCUGUUUACACUGGAUGUACAGGGAUUGUCAUCUGCCCUCUUAUCUCCUUGAUGGAGGACCAGGUGCUGCAGCUGACAAUGUCGGGGGUUCCCGCGUGCCUGCUCGGUUCAGCUCAGUCAAAAAACAUCAAAGAAUGCAUCAAAGGGGGUGAGUACAGGGUCAUCUACAUGACUCCAGAGUUUUGUUCAGGCAACUUAAAGCUGCUUCAGGAUCUUGACCAAACUGUUGGUAUUACCCUCAUAGCUGUUGAUGAAGCUCAUUGCAUCUCUGAGUGGGGCCAUGACUUCAGACAUUCCUAUAGAUGUUUAGGCUCAUUAAAGAAGACUCUGCCACUGGUUCCCAUUGUUGCUUUAACUGCAACUGCCAGUCCCUCAAUUAGAGAGGACAUACUGAAAUGUCUGAACCUGAAGAAUCCCCAGGUGACAUGUACAAGUUUUGACAGACCUAACCUGUACUUAGAAGUUGGACGGCAAAGUGGAGAUAUCAUUAGGGAUUUGAAGCAGUUCCUUGCCAGGAAAGGAAGCAGCCCUACAUAUGAGUUUCAAGGCCCCACCAUCAUCUACUGCCCUUCAAGAAAGGCUACAGACCAGGUUGUGUCUGCACUGAUGAAGCUUGGUGUGGCCUGUGGGGCAUACCAUGCUGGCAUGGGAAUCAAGCAAAGGAGAGAAACCCACCACCAAUUCAUGAGGGAUGAAAUUCAGUGUGUUGUGGCUACAGUGGCCUUUGGAAUGGGCAUCAACAAAGCAGAUGUCCGGAUGGUUAUUCAUUAUGGUGCCCCCAAGGAAAUGGAAUCCUAUUAUCAGGAAAUUGGGAGAGCCGGUCGGGAUGGGCUUCCUGCCUCUUGUCACAUCUUGUGGACUAUGACAGACUUGAAUUUUAACAGACAUCUGCUAAGUGAGAUACGCAAUGAAAGCUUCAGGUUGUACAAACUGAAGAUGUUGGCAAAAAUGGAGAAGUACCUCCAGUCAAAUAGCUGCAGGAGGAAAAUCAUCCUGUCUCAUUUUGAAGACAAACAGCUCCGAAAGGUUUCCUCUGGCAUCAUGGGCACAGAAGAAUGCUGUGAUAAUUGCAGGUCCAGAGCCUCUUGUUGUGCAGUCUCCAGUGACUCAGAAGGUGGUUUUCAGGACUUUGGGAAGCAAGCACAUCAGCUGCUGUCUGCAGUCACUGCCCUGGAAGAGAAGUUUGGAACCAGACUUCCCAUCCUGUUUCUCCGAGGGUCUAAUUCUCAGCGUUUGCCAGAGAGAUACAGAAGACACCCUCUCUUUGGUGGUGGAAAAGAGUGGCCAGAGAACUGGUGGAAAUUGCUCUGCCAACAGCUGAUCAUGGAAGGGUUCCUGAAAGAAGUCACUGGGCAUAACAAGUUUGCAACCACGUGCAUGCUUACCCAGAAGGGUAGAAACUGGCUGCUACAAGCUGGAUCUGCCUCAAGUGCAAGUCUCCUGUUACAGUCCAGUGAGGACCUUAAUCUGCAGAGACCCACGAGAAGCAGCAGACCUUUACCUGUGCUCUCAACACAGCACUCUCCAGGCAGAGGAGGGAAAACUCAGUCACCAGCCAAGCAGAUGUCUCUGCAUGAGAUGUUUUCAUAUGAGAGAAAAGGUGCCAUUCCUGCAAGAGGCAAUAACAUGCUUAGCAGUGCUGCAGAGCGUUCCCCAGUGAAAUCUCCUCUGAAGCCCCCAGAAUCUGCUGUGUCAUCCCGAGAAAAAGAACUAGUGGCUGCUUUGUAUGGCAAGCUGCUGACUGCUAGACAGAAGGUGGCUAAUGAGAAGGCAGUUCCUCCAGCUGUCCUGGCAACCAACAAGAUCCUGGUGGAGAUGGCCCAAAUAAGGCCAACAACUGUUGAGAAUGUGAAGAGGAUUGAUGGUGUCUCUGAAGCAAAAUCCACCAUGCUGGUGCCUCUCCUGGAUGAAAUUAAGGACUUCUGCCAAGUGAAUGGUUUGCAGACUGACACAUUCCCCACAUCUGGACCUAAAGCUCAGAAAGCAGCAUCUCCCUGGAAGCAUGCUAGGGGCCUCUCUCCCUCAGAGCAUGUCACCUAUGUCCUGUUCCAAGAGAAAAAUCUCUCUGUGAGGACUAUAAGUGAGAGCAGAUCUCUGCCACUCUCUGAGGUUGGCACCCACCUGCUCCAGGCAAUGAGAGCUGGCUACCCUCUCCACCUGGAGCGAGCAGGUUUGACUCCUGAAGUCCAACAGAUCAUUUCUGAUGUGAUCCACAACCCUCCCAUUGCCUCAGACACCACCAAAAUUCAAGCCAUCAGGAAACUUGUCCCUGCAAAUAUUGAACUGUAUCUCAUCCAAAUGACUAUUGCACUGCUGGAAAAAGAGGACAGAAAUAAGUCUCAGGAUGGCUCAGGUGUCAGAAGGAUGUUGAUGUGGUCAGAAGGGCAGCAGGAAAAACCAGGAACAAAUCAAGCAAGCAGGGCAGAUGCCUUGUGGAGUAAAACAAAGGCUGAGCAGAGCAUGGAGAGCAGCCAGGCAGGUAGCAGGGGGGCAGCAGGCUGCCUGAAGCCCAUCACCCUGGCCUCCUGGAACCAGCCUGCCCUCAACCCAGACGAGGAGGAACUCUUUGCUGACUCUCAGCCAAAGAGCUCUCAUCCCCCUGCUAAGAGGAAGGUGCCAGAAUGGUUUGGAACUUCAGCAGUGCCUGUUCUACCUGUAACCCAGAGCAAGAAACCCAAAGCAGAGCCCAGAAAGGGCAUUUUUAGUUAAAGAAUUUUUGGGUUUUUUAAGCCUUUUUGUAAUCUUCCCUUCCCUUACACAGCUCACUCUCUGUACAGAGAGCAGCGUGCCUCCUCCUGUAAAUAAAGGAAAUGAAUUGAACACCCUUUAUUUCUGCCACUUCUCUCCCUCCCCUCAGGCACUCAACUUAAGUGUUUCACUGUGUGAAAUGUUUGAUCAUUACUAUUAAAAAAAAAAAUAAAGAAGCCCCCUCC